This is a messenger RNA of Aphanomyces invadans, 1142 nucleotides long. RefSeq lists its product as hypothetical. The transcript is spliced from 5 exons. NCBI's taxonomy places the organism in Eukaryota, Oomycota, Saprolegniomycetes, Saprolegniales, Verrucalvaceae. The record is from RefSeq and is a predicted model, not a curated record. Bases 13 to 768 code for a protein of 251 amino acids.
CGUGAACCAUCAAUGAUGUUUUCGACGGCAGCAGCCUCGUGGGCGUUGGUGUGUAUAGCGACGUCCGCAGUCGCGUUGCAUGUGUACCAGCUGAAGAAACAGGUUGAAGCAUGCCAAGUCUCGUUGGAGAAGAAGGAAGCAGCGCGUUUGGAAGAGCGAGUGGGGCGAACGGCAGCUGAAAAGGAGCUGCGGGCAGUGCUGGAAGCCAAGCUUGACGUGUCGGCGGGAUAUUACGUUCAGCCAAUUGCAACAGUUCAGUCGUGCUUUGUCCAGUGCUUGGGUACACCUCGCCAGGGUCUAUUGGCUCCAUCGACUCGCGGCCGCAUUCAGUUCCACCGCAACAUCUCCCCGGAUGCAAUGGAUGGUCUGAGCGAGUUCAGCCACAUUUGGAUCACAUUUGUGUUUCAUGCCAACACCAAUGGGAAAAAUGCCCGAGCGCAUGAUGGGCUGCUUUCGUCAAGAACCAGUCACACGUUCCGGGCCAAAAUCUCUCCGCCGAUGCUAAAGCAACGCAUUGGCGUGUUCGCCACCCGCACACCGCAUCGACCGAAUCCGAUUGGCAUCACGUUGGCUAAGAUCGAGAAGGUUGACUUGGCUACACGAUCCAUUUUGGUGUCUGCGCUCGAUUUGGUGGACGGCACACCCGUAUUGGAUCUGAAGCCUUAUGUACCAAUGUACGACAGCUUGCCCGGCAGCACAGUUCCCGACUGGAUUCAAGCCUCGGUGCAAAGCCAGAGGUGGAUAUCGAACAAUGCUGUGGAGGCUUGAUCUGUCGCUGCUCUAGUGCAGUUCGGUUUGAUUCAGACAAGGAAGACGCCAUGCGACAGUGUUGUGCAGGCCACUCCGUCUUCUACGCGGGUGAACCCGACGUGAUGCUGGAGGCCAUUGCGCAAGUGCUGGCAGUUGAUGUGCGCAGCCAAGUUCAAACGGCGAAGAUGCAUACCAAAGUGAACAAACUCUUGUUCGACACCGUUCAAGUCGAGUACACCGUUGAAACGGGCAACGGCAUCGUUGUGCACGACAUCCAGCCUGCCUCAGCCAAGAGCGCCAUGUCGUGAGCGGCAUUCUUUGUCAACAAUUAUGAGCUGUGACGUUCUGUGACGAUUGGCGGCAUCGUUCGCGACGUUCUGCUUGCACUCCCC